AUGGCAUCUUCAACAACAGUCCUUUUCAUCCCUGGCGCGUGGCACAACCCUCGAUGUUUCGACCAAGUCAUUAAAUCGCUUCAAGCCGACGGCUACAAUACUGACGUUGUUCACUUGCCCUCUGUUGGCCCUGUUAUACCUCAUUCGAAUUUCUCAGAAGAUGUUUGUCAGAUCAGGAGGCAGAUCGAGAUGGCUGCCAACGCUGGUCAAAGAGUGGUGGUCGUGGUGCACUCGUACGGUGGAAUUCCAGGCUGUGAGGCAAUCCGCGACUUAGACUGGGGAACUCGCCAAAGCCAAGGUCAACCAGGGGGUGUGGUUCACCUUUUCUUCUGCUGUUCAUUUAUCGUCCCCGAGGGAAAAUCUCUGAUCAGUUCUUUCGGCGGUGAUGACCUUCCCUGGUUCCAAGUCUCGGACGAUCGUCUCAUUGUGACCCCGGCCACCCCCAGAGAAACUUUCUACAACGACAUGAGUGAGCCUGAUGCGAAAAGGGCUGUCGAAGCAUUGAAACCUCAUAGUUAUCAGACAUUUCAUAGCAACAUUACCUUUGAGGCUUGGAGACAUGUGUCUUCCACGUAUCUUUACUGUCUUAAAGAUGAGGCGAUCCCACUUUCAGUACAGAAAAUGAUGGUCGAGGAGGUCUCCAAAGGGGUCAAAAUCCAUACUGAUGUCUUGAAUGCAUCGCACAGUCCGUUUUAUACAGUGCCAGACCACAUGGCGACUGCUAUCAAAAAGGCUGCCAGUCGACGAACCUGA
Molecule: messenger RNA, 753 nt
Organism: Penicillium expansum
Lineage: Eukaryota; Fungi; Ascomycota; Eurotiomycetes; Eurotiales; Aspergillaceae
Product: alpha/beta hydrolase
Exons: 1
Coding region: 1-753 (250 amino acids)
Source: RefSeq, a predicted model, not a curated record